Molecule: messenger RNA, 737 nt
Organism: Panicum virgatum (switchgrass)
Lineage: Eukaryota; Viridiplantae; Streptophyta; Magnoliopsida; Poales; Poaceae
Exons: 3
Coding region: 57-383 (108 amino acids)
Source: RefSeq, a predicted model, not a curated record
CCGUCUCACGCCCACACCGCCAGUCCGCCACGCCCACACGAGCGCGAAAACGAGACAUGGCCCACUCGCCGUCGGGAUCGCGCGCGGCGGCGCCGUCGACCGAGGGCGGGACCUUCACCGACGCGGGGGCUGAGGACAUCGGCGACUCGAAGCUCUCCGCGUUCCUCUUCGACGUGUCGCAGCAGGUGCAGGUCGGUCUCCAGAACAUGCUCAAGAUGAGCAGCGAGAUCGAGCGGUGCGACGGCGAGAUCGAGGAGGAGGUGGGGCGCGCCAGGGACGCCGUGGCGGAGAAGGGCCGGGCGCUCGACGACGAACGGGAGAGGGUCCAGAAGGCCGCCCUCGCCGCGCUCGACAUCCUCAGCGGCGGCCGCGGCGCCAUCUGAAGGGAUGCGCGCGACAGACACCACCGCCACCGCCGACUUACUCCACGACACGCAUGAUACCACAAACAGUUCGUGCAAGACUCCACCUCCAUCUGAUAAUGUCGCCGCCGGUGCGCUGUUACUGUUAGCCUUUGUAUUGGUAACAGAAUGAUGGUAGAUGGGUGAUAGUAGUAGUAGCACCCGCAGCUUGUGGCUUCGUGCAGGUUAGGUUCUUGCCUGGUGGAAUACUGGGUUGGAAGGAUACCGUGUUACCGUGGUUGCCUCUUGUACAGCUGGAACAGAGUUCGGAACUUCAGAUGUUCAUGGUGUGAUCGACGGUGCAGCGGAGUGCGGACUUACACGCUGAUGCGUGAA